AUGAUAACGUUUGAGCAUCAAGACGACGGCUCCGACGUUGCAGAGCCCGCCCUCUCAACGAUUCAGUAUCAAGAGCAUGUGGCACCCCAAUGGCCAAUCGCCUUCGGGUGUAUGCCACGCGGAACGUACCUCGACCCGACCGAUCAAGAGCAGUUUCAUUCGCUAUUUAUCCCGGCUCGACAAUGGAGUGCUUAUGUUUCUUAUCAAAUUUUGAAGCUGCAGCGGCAGCUCAGAGACACAUUCCGAAUGGGGCCACACAACGAGAAAUGGCUGCAAGAACAUGAGAGUAUUCGCCAGCAAAUAGACCAUCUGCUCGACGGUAUGCAGCAAGCCCUUCAGCAUACUAGGAUGUUGCGAGAUGCCAUGAUGCGCCAUGAUUACCAUUCGAGACUCUUCGCUCUAAAUACACGCAUACAAGAAGUGCCUCUGCAGGCCAUGCAGGAGAACUUGGAGCUAGAUUCUCCCGUGUGGAGGCAAGAGAGAUGGCCUUUGCAGGAGAGAGGACGCCGCCCUGCAGAGUCAAGACAACCAAGUUCAACUCAAAUGUGUCAAACUCGGCAGCGACGAAAACAAUCGCCAUUACUUGUGAUAGGGCAAGACCCUGAGGGCCAUGGUGAAGGCAGCCAGAAUAAAACCCAACACCUCAGAAGACAAAAUGAUGGUUCCGAUCCCACCGAGUCAUAUGGCCAGCUCGCACUACGCAAAGUGCAGCUUCGAAGGGCUGAAUGGGAGCGAUCGCGACAGUCACACUUGAUGGAGUCAACAGGUAGUGAGCACCAGGGGAAGAAGAAGCCUAAGAAGGGCAAGUUCAAGCGAGAACGUCAAGCAGCGGAAGGAGAAGUUCGACGGCUAAGACAGGAGGAAACGGGGGACUUGAGUCAGCGGAGCGGCAGAGAAAUAGGAAACCAAGCACGAGAAUAG
This is a messenger RNA of Pestalotiopsis fici W106-1, 921 nucleotides long. RefSeq lists its product as uncharacterized. The coding region runs from base 1 to 921 and encodes 306 amino acids. The record is from RefSeq and is a predicted model, not a curated record. NCBI's taxonomy places the organism in Eukaryota, Fungi, Ascomycota, Sordariomycetes, Amphisphaeriales, Sporocadaceae. The transcript has 2 exons.